AUGGCAGGGAAGGUGACUUUAAUCAAUUCGGUGCUCAAUGCUUUACCAAUAUAUUUGCUUUCCUUUUUCAAGAUCCCUCAAAAGGUAGCUCAUAGAUUGGUAACACUGCAAAGAAAUUUUCUGUGGGGGGGAGACAAGGAUUACAAGAAAAUCCCCUGGGUAAAAUGGGAAACUAUAUGUUUACCUAAGGAGGAAGGUGGUUUGGGGAUUAAAGAAAUAUCUAAAUUUAAUGAAGCUUUGUUGGGUAAAUGGAUAUGGGAUUUAGCUUCUGACCAGCAACAGUUAUGGGCUAGGAUCAUUAAAUCUAAAUAUGGUGGUUGGGAAGAGCUUCAGUCGAGCAGAGAUAGAAGGGGCUGCUCACACUGGUGGAGGGACUUGAGGAAGAUUUAUCAUAACUCUGGUCAGAGCCUCUUUCAACAAAACUUGGUUUGGAAGCCUGAUGGGGGGGAUAGAAUUCAUUUCUGGACAGAUAGAUGGUUAGGGGAAGACUGCACCCUAAAGCAGAAAUAUAAUUCUCUGUUUUUGAUCAGCAGGCAACAACACAGCAUCAUAUCACAGAUGGGGAAUUUUUCUGAAGAUGGUUGGAGAUGGGAUCUCAAUUGGAGGAGGAAUCUUUUUGACCACGAAAGUGUUUUGGCGGUGAAUUUUAUGGAAGAUAUUACUUCUAUUUCUAUUCAGAGAAAUGUGAAGGAUACUAUGGUGUGGAAAGCUGAAUCUACAGGAGUAUAUUCCACCAGAUCAGCUUAUAGAAUGAUGUUGAAUGUCAAUGCCUCAGCCUCAGAUGUCAGAAUUUUCAAACUAAUAUGGAAGAUGAACAUCCCCCAAGGGCAGCAACCUUCACUUGGAGGCUCCUCAAGGACAGAUUACCUACUAAGGGUAACCUUCUAA
Molecule: messenger RNA, 888 nt
Organism: Glycine soja
Lineage: Eukaryota; Viridiplantae; Streptophyta; Magnoliopsida; Fabales; Fabaceae
Exons: 1
Coding region: 1-888 (295 amino acids)
Source: RefSeq, a predicted model, not a curated record